This is a messenger RNA of Anolis sagrei ordinatus, 873 nucleotides long. RefSeq names its product pulmonary surfactant-associated protein A2-like. The record is from RefSeq and is a predicted model, not a curated record. Lineage: Eukaryota; Metazoa; Chordata; Lepidosauria; Squamata; Anolidae.
CACGGACAUAUAUAUACAUCGAGCAAUACAUUGCCUCUCUCCUUCUUCCUGCAGAAUUGUCCAGUAGACCAAGAAGUUGAUCGAAAACAAUGCUGUCGUCACAGCUGGUUCAUAUCCUUGCAGUAGGAGUUGCCUUACUGGUCUCUUGCCAUGCUCUAGAACCCUGUCCAGACCCCAAAGGACCUCCUGGAAGAGAUGGGCAUCCUGGUCCACAAGGUCCAAGGGGCAGACAAGGUGAGAAGGGAGAUCCUGGAACACCAGGCCGGUCUGCAUCUCAGGAUAUUCUCGUAGAUCUCAUGGAAUUCGAUGAAAGGAUCUCCAAAAUUGAAAAAGCCUUGACUUUGAAUGGAAAAAUUGUAAUAACUGGUGAUAAGCUGUUUGCCAGCACUGAGAAGACAGCGGAUUUUGAUGGCACAGUAAAAAUAUGCAAAGCAGCUCACGGCUCCAUUGCAGCCCCUAAAAAUGCAAAAGAGAAUGCUGCUGUUAUGCGCUUUGUGAAACAAUUUAAUACAUAUGCAUAUUUAGGCAUUACUGAAGGGCAUAUUCCUGGGUAUUUCAAUUACCUGACUGGGAAACCCCUGAAUUUUACAAAUUGGUAUGAAAAUGAGCCCAUGGGCAAAGGUACAGAAAAAUGUGUGGAAAUGUACACUGAUGGCACCUGGAACGACAAAGUGUGUAGCUAUUCCCGCCUCACUGUCUGUGAGUUUUGAACUAAACCUCAUUGCAAAUCUUAACAACAUGAAAAUAGUUUUGCUACAGUCCACUUAAUGAAGUAUUGCAUCUAUACCCCAGAACAACUGGAUGUUUCUUGCAAUGUAACUUGACAUGUCUGUGAUUAUUCUGUUGUCAAAGGGGGAUGGGGAGACAAUUAAA